Molecule: messenger RNA, 615 nt
Organism: Exophiala oligosperma
Lineage: Eukaryota; Fungi; Ascomycota; Eurotiomycetes; Chaetothyriales; Herpotrichiellaceae
Exons: 2
Coding region: 1-615 (204 amino acids)
Molecular function (GO): protein binding; zinc ion binding
Source: RefSeq, a predicted model, not a curated record
AUGUCUCGCUCUCGUUCCAACUCCUCUACCUCCAACCUCUCCAGCAAGGACCUUCCUGCCGACAGCAUGGCGAUUCAGGUCACCAUCAACGGUGGCAAGACCAUAAAACUGAAUGUCCGACCCGUUCACACCAUCUCCAACGUCCUCGAAUUCCUCUCGGCCUCUACAAACUUGCCUACAGACAGCCAACUCAUGCUCGACGGCAAACCUCUCGAACCAUCCACCACGGUUGCAGACCUCAAGCUGGACGAGUCCUCUACACUCCAACUCUCCUCUCCCUCUCGAAGCACUACCCCCACACAAUCGGCACCAGCAACAACCGAGAUGGUCACACAAAAGCCAUCGGCGUCCGGUACCUCGACUCCCACCACGUCCGGGACUGCCACUCCGACCAAGAAGAAGUCGAACAGACCUCGGUGCUCCAAAGACGGAUGCAAAGCACCUGCUCAGCCUAUCGUCGGAGACUGUGGUUUUUGCCAAAAGCGCUUCUGUGGGAAACACCGCAUGCUGGAAUCACACAACUGCGAAGGUCUCGAAGACGCUCGACGUGCGGACAAGGACAGGAAUGCCGCGAAGCUGGAGGGAGAGCGUACCGUCAUGCUUCGUGGGUUAUAA